AAAUUGGAAUCAAAAUGUGCAAUUUGUUUAGGAGUCGGAGAUGGCUUUCACUUUGGAGCCGAGGCUUGCAAAGCCUGCACCGCAUUUUUCCGAAGAUGUAUACAGUUGAAGAAAACUUUCCAGUGUCGAGGGAAUGCCAACUGUGAUGUGACCAUGGGGGUUCGUUGCAUUUGUCGUGCGUGUCGAUUCUCAAAAUGCCUUCAAGCUGGAAUGAAUCCAAUGGGUGUUCAACUAAAAACCGACUCCAAUACAGAGGACGUCCCGGCAUGUUCAAAUUCUCAACUCUCACUUUCACCUGUCCUCCCUGAGUCUUACAAAGAUUCCAUGCCUCUUCUAUCAAAAAUGAGAGCCAAUUAUGAAAAACUAUUGAGUGCCAGACGUGUCAUACAUAACAAGAACGGCCAAAAUUUGUUUAAAGAGCAAGUUGCGGUGCCGUCAACUUAUAAAGAAGCAGUGGAUGAGGGAAGUCAAGGCGUUUCUUUGACAGCUGAUUGGAUUGCUUGCUGUUUUGAUGACUUCGCAAUGCUUCCCAUAGAUCAGAAACACAUUCUGUUCCGCAACUUCUAUACACCAUUUUUCAUAUUGGAAAGCGCAUUUUCUAGUCAUUCAAAGAAUCGACCUGAUAUUUACAUCUUUCCAUCUGGAAACUACGCAGAUAUGAGCGAUUUGAAAUCGUUUUAUAAGGAUGUUGAGGUUAAUCAAAAACUGACGAAGGAACAGUUUUUAGAAUUUUUGAAGCCAACUUUCGAAACUCACCGCCGAACCCUUGUCCAACCAAUGAUGUUAGAGAAUCUGGAUAUUUUAGAAUUUUUCGCCUUAACUAAUUUUAUUCUCUGGAACACCACUCUCGCGGAAAUCACAGAAGAAUGUUCUAAAAUCGGAAAAUCGAUAAAGGAUCAAAUAGUUAAAGAACUGUCGUUCUAUAUGAGAAAUUUCAAAAACAUCGAGGACCCAGCUGUCCGUGUAGCCGGAAUUAUGAGUCUUUUACCUGAUUUGUAUAAAAAUACGAAAAAGAUGCAAGAUGAUUUGGAGAUGAUUAAAGUGUUUGAAUAUUUUAAUUCACCCAAACAAAUAUAUGAUUUGGCCCAUGGCAAUUUUUGA
Molecule: messenger RNA, 1101 nt
Organism: Caenorhabditis briggsae
Lineage: Eukaryota; Metazoa; Nematoda; Chromadorea; Rhabditida; Rhabditidae
Exons: 5
Biological process (GO): regulation of transcription by RNA polymerase II
Cellular component (GO): nucleus
Molecular function (GO): sequence-specific DNA binding; DNA-binding transcription factor activity; zinc ion binding
Source: RefSeq, a predicted model, not a curated record